GACCAAUCAAAACGCGAGUUUGAGCCUUAUUCGCAGUGCACUGCGUGUGGAAAGUUAAAAGGAUUUAAUCGUUAGCGAUCGGCUGGGGAAAACAAUUAAAAUUGGUUGCCAUCCCUGCAUUGGAGUCAUAACCUCGCUAAAAGUGUGGUUGCUUUGUUGUGGUUCACAUUCUAUACGGAAAUACGAAAAUUAAGCUCUGACAGUGUAUUUCGACUCAAUGAUUUAUUUUCUACCACUGUCCAGAAACGACAUUACGUAUUCACAUCAUGGCUUCUUGGAAUGAACUAGACUUGAAGCCACCACCAAAUUUAACUAGCAAAGUUACACCUUCUCAAGUCUCAUUUUCAGAUCUGAGGAAGCUAUCGGACACGUGCUGGAAUGCGCUUACAUUGCUAAAAAAUCAAGAGACAUUAUGCUCAGAGGCUGCCACACUAUCCCGUCUUAUCCACCGAGUGAGAUCCAUGUUUCGAGGUGACAAAGGAUAUAAAUCAAUACAAAAGGUACAUCAGUGUUUGCGCAACUUUCUUGCAAUAAACCUUGUUUCUGUAUAUGAGAAUUUUUUUCGCACUGUGCCGUGGGAUUGUUCAGACAAGGAAAUCUUUUGUCCAACCCGUCAAAUGUUAGAAUAUGUUCUCAUACGCACUCAAGGAUUUGCUGCAUUGUUAUCGAGAAUUGUACACACAUGUUUAGAAGCGGCAUCCUUCUUGAAAGGCCGAAUGAACUUAGGCCACCACUGGCCGGUGGCUUUGCUCUGUUUGAGUGCUGUAAGCCGCAUUUGGUCAUUGACGAAGCAUUUGUUGAAUUCUUGUAUUGAUUGGUAUGCUGUAAUGCUUCCAUAUUUAAAUAAGUUUCAAUCAAAAGGCCCAUUGUGGCUUUCAGAAAGCUAUGUGUUCCCACUUGAUCUCACAAAGUGGCUCUCUCUGCCAUGGAUGGGUACCAUUGAAUCACACAAUGAGAGCUAUGAGAAUUUAGAUGCUCAAAGUUAUGGAAAUUUUAAUGCCAGCAUAAAUCCAGAGCCAGCAGUUUUUUCUGGACACAUACAUUCGAAAAUAGCAUCAAUCCAUGAUGAUGUUGGGGUAUCACUUAGUCGUGCCUCAUUUCCAAUCUCAUCAUCUUCUGUGACUUCUGAAAAGAUACUUAAAAAUGAAAUACCGCCUAAAAGUUCUAAAAAGCUAAAACUAAAAAGUCAUGAUGAUGUUGGAGUGUCAAUAAGCUCUUCAUCAAAUCCAUUUUCAUCAUCAUCUGCAUUGACUUCUCAAAAGAAAAUUGGGAACAAAAUUACUGCCAUAAGUCACAACAAGAAAAUACCUGAAAGUCAUUUUGAUGCUCGAGUGUCAAUGAGCCGUGAAUCGAAUUCCAUUCUGACUUCUGCCAUUACUUCUCAAGGGGAAAUCAAAGAUAAAUCAGUUGGGAAAAGCCCCAAAACCUUAAAGCAGAAAAAGAUGGUUAAAGAUGUGCAAAGUGAAAUGGACAAUAAUCCACCAAAGAAGUUGAAGAAAAAGGCAAGCAAGGGUGAAAAUAAAAUGAGUGCAAUAUCAUCCAUUAAGUCUCAAAAUGAUGUUGACGCACUUUUGCUAAGUGAAACUAGAAAGCGUUCAUUAACACGCUCACUUGGUGAACAGCAAUGGUUGUUACUCAAGAACUUAGUCAGCAAAUUGAACCUGAAACUAAAGAAAGUCCAAACAGAAAAGAAAAAGCAACAGCUGUUGGAGCAAAUUAAAAGAGCUUUUCAAAUUGCCUUGUCAUAGUAAAAUAAAUAAAAUAAAUGAAUUCUUUGUUU
This is a messenger RNA of Thrips palmi, 1780 nucleotides long. RefSeq lists its product as uncharacterized. The coding region runs from base 267 to 1748 and encodes 493 amino acids. Lineage: Eukaryota; Metazoa; Arthropoda; Insecta; Thysanoptera; Thripidae. The transcript has 9 exons. Gene Ontology annotation, cellular component: nucleus. The record is from RefSeq and is a predicted model, not a curated record. Gene Ontology annotation, biological process: positive regulation of Notch signaling pathway.